GACCCCGCCGCAAACGAGAGAGUCCACGCUCCGAAGAAGCAACAGCAGAUAUCCCCGACGACGGCGAGCACACCAAACUAACCGCAUCCUCGUCAGUGUCAGUUCCUUCCAUCCCGUUCUCCAAUCUCCUCCCCGAUUCGAUUCCAGUGACGCGUCCGCUCGAACCGGAUCGAGUCGGGGGGUUUGGAUUUGGGGGCGAAGGGUAGGGAGGAGGAGAGGGCAUGGACCAGGUGCUCAACAAGGUGGGGAGCUACUGGUUCAGCAAGAGGGCCAGCAAGGAGAUCGACUCCAUCGGCAGCGACAUCAGCUCUAUCUCAAGCAGCAUUGGAGGGUCAGCCAAAUGGAUGGUGAACAAAAUCAAAGGGAAGAUGCAGAAAGCACUGCCCGCUCUCAAGGAAUAUGACAUGCCAGCAGGCCUCUUCCCACGUGAUGCAACUAACUAUGAGUUCAAUGAGGAGACAAAGAAGCUGACAGUGUACAUCCCGUCAGCUUGCGAUGUCGGGUACAAGGAUUCAUCAGUCCUGCGGUUCUUCACCUGUGUGACUGGCUACCUCGAGAAGGGUAAGUUUUCCGACAUUGAGGGCUUGAAGACCAAAGUGCUCGUCUGGACCAAGGUGACCGCCAUCAAGACCGAGGGCCCAAAGGUCCAUUUCACCGCCGGCGUGAAGAAGACACGGAGCCGCGACGCCUAUGAGGUUGUCAGGGAUGGUAUCACCAUAGAUAAAUUCUAGAGGAUGCUUGCAUGAGAAAUGUAAUGUAAUUAAAUUUAUUCAGAAAAUGAUUCUCCCCCUAUGUUGGUACACCAAAAAUCUAAAAUUUGAUGUGGUACUGCCUGUUCUGUCAUUGUCUACAGAUGGAUGUCUCGUGUCAUGAUGUUUCUGAUAAAAAAAUGUGGAGCAUAAGUUCA
Molecule: messenger RNA, 907 nt
Organism: Setaria italica (foxtail millet)
Lineage: Eukaryota; Viridiplantae; Streptophyta; Magnoliopsida; Poales; Poaceae
Source: RefSeq, a predicted model, not a curated record